AUGUCCCAAUCGCGCGAGUUACUGCGCACAUUUGCGCGCCCUGCUGGGUCGCGACAGUUCCGCGGAGCUGCCAGCAGGGUAACGACAACCCAGCAGCGCGCUUUUACCCGAAGAGCUUCACCCCUAGUGAUCUCCAACAACCUUUCCCGCCGAUCGAAUACCGAGUAUGCGGCCGCACAGUCCCAACCUCAGCGGAGGUUUGUGUCCGCCCCUGCGGCGUCGGACUUGCCUCCAUCCGGCGGAACGGAGCAACAGAACGCCGUGGACGAUAUCAAUGCUUUGAUUGAGAAGAUUGGUGAAAAUGAGGCUCAGAUGGUUGAGAUACUGGAGGAGUUGGAUCAAUUUGGGGUGGAAGAUGAGGUGGAUGAGUUCGUUGAGUUGAUCAUGCAGCGGGACGAGCUUACUCCAGAGGCCUGGGUGCAUCUUGUCAAGCAGCGGUUUGGAGAGGAACUGCCUCAGGGGUUGUUGAAUGAUGCCGAGCUUCAGAUCUACGCCCGACUCUAUGGAGAACCUAUCUUCCGUCAGGAAGAGCCCAUGCUUGAGGAAGCCGAGGAGGAGUUUGACGAGGAUCCCAGGUUGCUGCGUGAAACUGGUGAAGGUGACUGGGAGGAGGUUGAAUACAAGGAAGAUGCUACUGCGGAGGAUGAUGCUCCCGUUGUCUAUGACAUGGAAGUUCCCCCAGAGGAGGAAGAAACCAUUGCCAUGAGGCGGACGAGAGAGGUUGCGGAGCAACUAGGCGGCGAGAUCAUGCUCGAGCAGUUUGAGAAUGAGGCAGUCCCAGAUAGUGCCCCUCGAAUGCACCCGAACACUCUUGCGGGUAAAUCUGGGACGGACCCCAGCACUAUCCAUCUGCCCAAGAAGACUCUGACCGGCCCUAUUUCGAUCAUUCUGUCGGAGUUCUCCAACAAGCAUAUUGCUGAAACUGCACGCAACCUAUUUGGAGGACCGGGAUUACCACAUUCGACUACGACAGCACCUCCCCGUGCCCAUCUACCACAGCUCCCCAUCCCUCUCCAUGCUUCGCAAAGGCAGAUGGGUGAAAUGGAGGCCAAUGCCUACCUGGCAGCUUUGUACCCCGGGAUCUAUGCAUCAUCCCUCAGUGUCCUGGUUGAGAUUCGCAAGCGCAUGGGAUCUGAUUGGAUCCGUAAUCUCAUCUUAAAAGAGGACGGACCAAAUGUUCUCGAUGCCAGUGGUGGUGGUGCUGGUAUCCUCGCCUGGAGAGAUAUCGUCCGUGCAGAAUACGAGCUCAUGGUGCCCAAUCACCCCGAGGAGUUGCCCGUUCCAUACGGGCGAUCAACCGUGUUAACGGGCUCCGUAGCUCUACAGAUGCGUGCAUCCGCCAUGCUCGACAACACCACCUUCCUCCCCCGUCUGCCGGACUACGUCCAUGUACGCGAGAAGCCAACAUUUGACGACUCGCGCAAAGCCCCCAAGCGCAAGCAAUACGACAUUAUCAUUGCACCUCAUUCUCUCCUCGGCCUGGAAGAAGAAUACGAGCGCAAGCAACAUGUCGAAAACCUCUGGGCUCUCCUAAACCCCAACGGCGGAAUCCUCAUCCUCCUCGAAAAAGGCCGUCAAAAGGGCUUCGAGGCUAUCGCUGGAGCAAGAGAAUUGCUCCUGAAGCGCCAUAUCGCCAGCCCAGGCUCAACAGAAUACGAAAACUUCCUGGAAGACUCGGACCCAAGCUCAGUAAUCCAAAAAGAACCCGGCAUGAUCAUCGCCCCCUGCACCAACCACUCAAGCUGCCCAAUGCACAAUUCCGCAGGCGCAACCAAGGGCCGUCGAGACUACUGCCACUUCGAGCAACGGUACAUCCGCCCCCCAUUCCUGCAACGCAUCAUGGGCGCCAAAGACCGCAACCACGAAGACCUGAAAUUCAGCUACAUCGCCGCCCAGCGCGGUGUCGACCUCCGCCAUAAACAAGACAUCAAACAAGAUGCUGCAGCCACAGAUGCUGCUUUCGAGGGUUUCGAAGACGAACAUACCGAUUUCACUGAUAGACCAUCCUUCCAUCCCCUCGCCCUUCCCCGCGCCGUCUACCCACCCAUGAAACGUCGUGGCCAUGUCAUCUUCGACCUGUGCACUCCAGCCGGUAAUAUCGAGCGCUGGACCGUCCCCCGCUCUUAUAGUCGGCAGGCAUACCGCGACGCCCGCAAGUCGAAGUGGGGUGAUCUGUGGGCUCUCGGCGCGAAGACUCGUAUCCCGCGGAACCUGAAGUUAGGCGAGAAGCAUGGCGAAGGAAAGAAAGAGCGCUUGGCUCGUCGGGCGGCGAGUAAGAUGCGUGAUGAUGAGGACGGGGAGUUUGAGAAUGAGUAUGAUGAAGAGGAGGAUGAGUAUGAUUAUGAAGAGGAAAUCCCUGAUACUCCGGCCAGGAAGAGGGGACAGCGCAUUCCUCCUUGGAAAAAGCAUAACGAUAAGAAGAAGUUGAGGCAGGCUGAGAGUAAGAUGUCUGCUGAAUAG
This is a messenger RNA of Penicillium antarcticum, 2460 nucleotides long. RefSeq names its product tRNA methyltransferase RSM22. Gene Ontology annotation, cellular component: mitochondrial small ribosomal subunit. Lineage: Eukaryota; Fungi; Ascomycota; Eurotiomycetes; Eurotiales; Aspergillaceae. Gene Ontology annotation, biological process: translation. Bases 1 to 2460 code for a protein of 819 amino acids. The transcript has a single exon. The record is from RefSeq and is a predicted model, not a curated record. Gene Ontology annotation, molecular function: methyltransferase activity; structural constituent of ribosome.